CGGACUUCUUUGGAACAUUCCUCGCUCGCUCUACCGCAAGCCGAAGCCUGCACCUCACGGGUACAUUGGUACAAAGAGAACCGAGGGAAGAAACUAACCUCGACCCAGCUUCUCCGUUCUUCCCUCUUUUCCCCCAACAGAAUCACGCAUCGCACGUGGAGGAAUGAAGUACGGACAGACUUUCCAAGAGAAAUCCGUGCCACAAUGGGCUCACUACAACGUCGAUUACAACAGACUUAAGAACGAGAUAAAGGUCAACACGACGAAGGACCAAGCUCGCGCAUUAGCAAUUCCCGGCCAGGCAGAUACUGCCCUGGAGAGGUUCGAGGACCUGUUCUUCGACGACCUGUGCAGCGAGCAUGACAGGCCCGAUCUCUUCGUCAAAAGCAAGGUCGACGAGAUCAAUUGCCGCCUGCAAUCCUCCCAAAAGAAAAUCGUCCGUCUGCUAGCACGAAGCAGUCGGGAAGGGAAGACAUUCUCUCCCAAGAAGUACGCGAAACUUGACCUCGACAUUGAAAGAUGCGGAGACGAGAUAAGGUCGUUACAGAGAUUCACGGAUGCUCAGCGCAUGGCAUUUCACAAGAUACUGAAGAAGUACAAGAAAUGGACUGGUUCUACAUCACUGGGCGAAAGAUUCAAUGAGCAAGUCCUGAGCGACCCAAAAAGCUUCGUCCGGCGAGACUACCAGCCUCUCUUAUCACAAGACCGCGACCUCCUCACGACCCUCCAUUCCACCACUCACACCUGCGAACCUGCAAGUGCCUCCUCAUCAAGACCCGCUUCGCGCCGACCUAGUACACAGAUACCAAUUUUACCACCCCCUCCACAAGCUUACUGGAACGAGUACGAUGAUGGAAGCGAGGCGGGAGAGGAAUCGUACACAAUAUUGGUAAAUCCGGAGGCUGAUGAUGGGUUUCCAGGCUCGGGAACUUUUGCAUAUGUCCUCUCAAAAGCCAUAAUGCCGAUAGAGACGGUGAGAGGGUGGUUCAGCCCCAGCGUGUCGCCCGAGGAAAGGAGACCCCUUCUUGCAAGCGAAGGCUACUUCAACGAACAGAGCGCCGGGGAUACCGAUAUCGACGAUGAGGCAUAUGCUUCUUCAGGCGAAUUCCCUGCAGGCUAUGCCACGCAUUACGCUACGUUCCCCAGUAUCAACGACCAGAAGUUCUCUCGACAGCGUGAACAGCUCCUCUAUCAUAUCAUGCUUGGAUGUUUCUUUGCAUCGAUAGUCUUGCUUGCUAUCGCUGGCACACUCGUUGUUACUGGCAAGAAGAAGCUUCGGGUCGAAGUCGAUGCUGCAGUCCUCGUGGGCGUGCUUGCCAGCCUUUUCUUUGGAACCCUCGCGAUUGGCACGAUGCUAUACCGUCAACAAUCUCUCAGCUGGCUUCAUAGAUGCCUUGUUGGCCUGACGUUCGUUGCUAUCUGCGUUCUUAACGGCGUUCUGUUGGUGUUAGUCGCGGGGAAUACGGGUAAGUAAAAGUCCCAAAUUGCGAGCAGAGUGUUCAGAGCGUCUGGUUACAAUAACGGUACAUAAAAGUGCUCGUGUUGGUAAUAUUUUUGGGAAUAUAGGGGGGUCUUCUGGCUGAGGGUGGUGUCCAUACGGGGCUUCUGGCGUUUAUAUUUGCUUCCUAGCAUGGUGGGACACAACAGGAAGGUUGUGUGCAAUAACGGCGAAGGGUCUUCGGUAGAUUGUAACGACUUUACGCCCCUCGAAGGACAUUAGGUGCCACACACUACUGUAAAUAGCGUCGCUGGCUUCGUACAGCUGGCUAGCGGCAUACAUAAACUUUACAUGCAACAUCUGACGCGGCUCUUGGAAUUUGACGUAGAAUACGC
Molecule: messenger RNA, 1833 nt
Organism: Hyaloscypha bicolor E
Lineage: Eukaryota; Fungi; Ascomycota; Leotiomycetes; Helotiales; Hyaloscyphaceae
Exons: 5
Coding region: 164-1474 (436 amino acids)
Biological process (GO): vacuole fusion, non-autophagic; microautophagy; vacuolar transport
Cellular component (GO): vacuolar transporter chaperone complex; fungal-type vacuole membrane
Source: RefSeq, a predicted model, not a curated record